CUGCCCCCCCGCCAUGUCGGAGGAGAAGCCCCGGUUUUCCGUCCAGGAAGGCGUGAAAACGGAGAACGAGCACAUCGACCUGAAAGUGGCCGGGCAGGACGGCUCCGUGGUGCGUUUCAGAAUAAAGCCGCACGCUCCGCUGAGCAAGCUCAUGAAGGCGUACUGCUGCCGACAGGGCUUGUCAGUGAAGCACUUUAUGUUCCUGUUUGAUGGACAGCCCAUUAAAGAAGCAGACACACCUGCACAGCUGGAGAUGGAACACGAGGACACGAUCGAAGUGUACCAGCAGCAGACAGGUGGAGGGUGCUAAGACACAGCAUCUUUUGGAGAACAGUUUGAGGAUCCUCAUCACACCUCACUCUCUCGUGUGUCCUUGGAUUUGCUGUUCUAUUAGGGAACAAAUGAACAUGCCAAUCACACAGGGUUCUUUGAAACUUCACAGGAUAUUUACCAAAGUAGCUUGUUGCCUUUGACAUUCUGAGUGCACAAGUCAAAAUAGUAUCUGCAGGGAUUGAGCUGUGUCUGAAUUUAACCAUUUUAAGUUCAGAUUAAAUAAUGUGUGUUGUCUCUCUGUUGUUAGCCUUUAAAAAAAAUAUUGUUUGUAUUAUC
Molecule: messenger RNA, 609 nt
Organism: Vidua macroura (Pin-tailed whydah)
Lineage: Eukaryota; Metazoa; Chordata; Aves; Passeriformes; Viduidae
Product: small ubiquitin-related modifier 3-like
Exons: 4
Coding region: 14-310 (98 amino acids)
Biological process (GO): protein sumoylation
Cellular component (GO): nucleus
Molecular function (GO): protein tag activity; ubiquitin-like protein ligase binding
Source: RefSeq, a predicted model, not a curated record